AUGUCCAUCCCGAGGCUCGAGCUGCAAGCAUGCGUCCUUGGGGCGCGUCUUCUUAAAUUCGUGCAAGACAAUCAUCCGGUUGUGUUCUCCAAGAGAUUCCUUUGGACAGACUCUUCGACAGCAAGAUCUUUGAUACGGUCGGACCCGCGACGCUACAAACCCUUCGUAGCUCAUCGGGUAGGCGAGAUAUUGGAGAUCACGGAUGUCAGUGAAUGGCGGUGGGUACCGUCCAAACUUAACCCUGCAGAUGAAGCUACCAAGUGGGGCCGAGGACCUUAUUUCCACUCAGAUAGCCAAUGGUUUAACGGGCCGGAUAUCCUGCGACUUCCCGAGGAGAAAUGGCCGCAAAUGACUGGAACGGUGGAGGUGACAACCGAAGAUGCUAGACCUUCGGUGUUGUUUCAUUUCGCGAUGGAACCAGUGCUGGAUUUCGAACGAUUUUCGACCUGGAAGAGGAUGUUACGCACUACGGCUUACGUUCUACGUUUCUUCUUCAACAUCUCUAAACCAGAACAGAAGCGGUGCGGAUCCCUUACACAAGCUGAACUGCUCGACGCUGAACGGACGAUAAUGAAGCUGGUCCAAGGAGAAAGCUAUCCAGACGAAACGGCGGUUCUUGAACAGAGAGAUUCUCAACAAAAAGGUCAUGGGUCCAUUGAUCGAAACAGCAAGCUGUACCAAUUAAUGCCCGCAGUAGAUGAAAAUGGUUUGCUGAGGCAACAAAGUCGUGUAGCUGCGGCAAAAGAAUUGGAAUUCGAUGCCCGGUUUCCAUUCAUCCUGCCACCAAAGCACCGAGCAGUGAGACUUCUGGUGGAAGAUUAUCAUCGUCGCUAUCGACAUGCGAACAACGAAACCGUCGUUAACGAACUGCGCCAGCGCUUUACCAUCUCGAGUCUACGUCAGCUUGUUAAGUCAGUGGUCUAUAAGUGUCAGCUGUGCAAGAUCCGCAAGGCACGUCCCAGCAAUCCACCGAUGGCGGCACUUCCUCCAGCCCGCCUAGCGAUGCAUUACCGUCCGUUCACCUACGUAGGCCUGGAUUAUUUUGGCCCGUUCCUGACGAAAGUUGGAAGGUCGAACGUGAAGAGAUGGAUCGCCCUCUUUACGUGUCUCACCGUUCGGGCUGUUCAUCUUGAAGUUGCCUAUAGUCUGUCAACGGCUUCCUGUAUCUCCUGUGUACGACGAUUCGUCGGUCGUCGAGGGUCGCCAAUGGAAAUUUUUAGCGACAACGGUACGAACUUCCAAGGUGCGGAACGUAUACUUCGUGAGCAGAUCGACAAAGAGUUGUCUGUGACAUUCACCAGCACAACGACGAAGUGGAGUUUCAUACCUCCCGGGGCUCCACACAUGGGGGGCGCUUGGGAAAGGUUGGUACGGUCUGUCAAGUCAGCUAUGAAGGAUGCAUACAUGGAGGGGAAAUUAAACGAUGAAGAACUUUUAACGCUGGUUGUAGAAGCGGAGAGAACGGUUAAUUCGAGGCCUCUGACACACUUCCUUUUGGGAAAUUCUAGUGGAGCGAAGCAGACUGGUGUGGGGAUUAGCGAAUCCCAAAAUAAUUUGCGGGAAACCUGGGGUGGAAUUCAACGGCAACUGGACAAGUUCUGGCAGCGUUUUCUGAUCGAAUAUCUACCGGUCAUCCGUAGGCAACCAAAAUGGUUCGCCGAAACCAAACCUUUGCAGGUCGGCGAUCUAGUGCUGGUUGCAGACGGAGGAAAGCACAACGAAUGGGCCCGAGGCAAAGUGACCCAGGUCUUCCAAGGCUGUGACGACAAGAUUCGGCAAGCCUUAGUGCGAACGCAACAGGGAACCUUCAGGCGGCCGACAUCAAAACUCGCCGUGCUCGACGUGGAUGCUCGUGCUGUCCCAGAAGACGGUGGGAAGCACCGGGGGGAGGAUGUUGACGGUACCGUCGAGCUUGCCACCCUGUCUCAACCGGUUCUACCGUUCCAAUGA
Molecule: messenger RNA, 1950 nt
Organism: Toxorhynchites rutilus septentrionalis
Lineage: Eukaryota; Metazoa; Arthropoda; Insecta; Diptera; Culicidae
Exons: 1
Coding region: 1-1950 (649 amino acids)
Biological process (GO): DNA integration
Molecular function (GO): nucleic acid binding
Source: RefSeq, a predicted model, not a curated record